This is a messenger RNA of Schizophyllum commune H4-8, 2268 nucleotides long. RefSeq lists its product as uncharacterized. Lineage: Eukaryota; Fungi; Basidiomycota; Agaricomycetes; Agaricales; Schizophyllaceae. The record is from RefSeq and is a predicted model, not a curated record. The transcript has 8 exons. The coding region runs from base 239 to 2116 and encodes 625 amino acids. Gene Ontology annotation, molecular function: DNA-binding transcription factor activity, RNA polymerase II-specific. Gene Ontology annotation, biological process: regulation of transcription by RNA polymerase II. Gene Ontology annotation, cellular component: nucleus.
AACGGGCGACGAUUUUUGAGCGGGAAGUAGCAGGAAGCUUAUUGCCGUGAUUCCACGGAAAACGCAGGCUCGUCGCAUCGAGUAACAUCCGCGACUCUGGCUUCCAAGCGCCUGCUUAAGCGCCCAAAGAACCCAAGUAACCUUACGCAAGCAAUCGUGACAUCCGCGCAUCGGUCCAGCUACUUAUAUUGCAGGUCUUCGAACAGCCCGUGUGCGGCCACACUCGCUUGCGUUCCCAAUGGACUUCGCUACUGUGCUGCGCGGGAUCUUCCCCGACCCUCAAUAUAUCCCAAAAGUCUUGGCGAUGAUGUUUGAAGAUCGACGCCGCCAACUGUACUCCUCUCCCCCGUCAGUAUCGCGAGUCGCGGGUUGCAGCAAUCCAAAAUGCGUAGGCCAACACAGUACAACGAUCAAAGUGUGCUCGAAGUGCAAACUGGUCAAGUAUUGCUCGAGGCCGUGUCAAGUGGCUCAUUGGCCGACGCAUAAAGUGGACUGCAAUAAUCCGUAUAACGAAACGACUUGGCAGCCCGGGUGGCUGAACGACCGACGCGUACCAGCCUGGGUCACUGCAGGACCAUCGCAUUCUUUAUUCGGGAGCACAGGCCAAUAUCUCUGGGGCAAUGUGCCCGCCAUUGACUGUAUGGGCGCGGUUAUGCAGGAGGGGGCCGCCGUCUCCUGUCGAGAUUUGAAUAUUUGCUUUGCUGCCUCCGGAGAUAUUCGCAACCUCGUCAGCACCGUCAAUGGCCUUCCGGACGACUACUCGGGGACAUGCCGUAUUCUCAUCAACGAUAGCAGCCCAUGCGUCACCACCCGCAACCUCCUCAUUCUUUACGCAUUGCUUCGUGCAGGCCGCCCAAUCGAAGACGCUGCCGAGUCAGCUCUGCACCUCUGGUACUCCGCCAUUCUACGCCCUAGCGACGCAGCGGAGAUGUACCUUUGCGCACAGCGUAUCUACGGGGAUAUCCAAUUGCAAGCCGACAACUUUGAGAUACAGAGCGUCUACGAUCUGCGCGGCGACGGGAAGCUUUACGCCAAACAGCCACUCGAUGACAUGGUCUCUAUCCGUAUGCUCAUAUCUACGCACGGCGCCGAAGAGGCCUUGGCCAGUAUGCACGACACCAUGCUUCAUCCCUCGCGUAUCGACUACCGCGACCGCUUCUUGGCCUCCCUACAGCCUUCCCAUAGAACCGCAUGGGCAAGGAACAAGAGAAUCGGUGUCCUAGCGUCCUUCGCAGACGAUACAAGUGACUUCACCGAGCCUAAUCGAACAAUGUUCUCCCCGGACGGGCAGUGGAUGACGCUGGAUAGCGCUGAUCAACUCCAUGGCUGGCCUGUCCAAGACGUCCUCUUGUCCGGCCAGCGCAGCGGCCUUGCCCCGGCAGAUGUCUACGGCUGCCUCUGUGUCCACGUCCGCGGCCAACUGAUUGAGUUCGCGCGGCGCAUGGAACGCUUCCGCAUCGACAUUCACGUGAGCCAGGCCGACGCCAGGGACCUCGCGGUCGAUAUUGUGCUCAACGCCUACGCGCCUCACUUUACGCCAGGUUGCUUCGAUCGCAUCGAGACGUCCAACGUCGCAGAUUACAUAGGCCUCGCUCGCGUCAUCGACGACUGGGGCCCACUACUGAGUCGCCAGAAUCAGGAUGCCUCUCUGCUUGCGUACACUAUGAACUGGCAUGUGCAGCGGACUGACGUCCCGGCCACGGACCAUUGCAUGGCAUCGAGCGAGGGUGCCAGGGAUGUACAAUUCGCGAGAACGGCCCGCGCUAUGGGCAUCGAUCUGGACCACAUCAUGACUAGGCAAGUCAUGUCAAUCAUGUCGGGCGGGCUCAUACUCCCGGAGGUGACGCUCUUCACGGAAAAUAUGGCCGCCUUCUGUGAUACAUCCACGGCAUUCGAACGAUGGCUCGACAAGCAAGGGGUGAAGCAAAUCUCGGAGAAAAGAGGCCUACGUAUGCGGCAGAGGAACCGUAUCCAUCCAAAGAGGUUUGGUGCCAAGUUGGACGCUGGACCGAAUGAUGUGCCGGAAAUGACCGAGGACACCUUCUACAACCUCUACAACCUAGGCGGCGCGUAUGCACCUGUUCGUUUCUUGGAGUUCGAAGCUUGUCGGGAUUGAGGUUGAGGCAAGUUAGAAUGCUUGCCUUAUAGCGCGUAUAUGUUCCCAACUCGGGGUUGUGAUGGAUAAUCCCGAGUGAAAUUUUGUUACUGGCUCUGUCUCAAGGCUCGAAUACUAGGAUUGACCUUGCUCAGAAUCCCGUCGCAAAUUGU